Molecule: messenger RNA, 1412 nt
Organism: Hydra vulgaris (swiftwater hydra)
Lineage: Eukaryota; Metazoa; Cnidaria; Hydrozoa; Anthoathecata; Hydridae
Product: von Willebrand factor A domain-containing protein 3A
Source: RefSeq, a predicted model, not a curated record
UAUUUUUUUCAAAUUUUAGUAUAUUUAAAAUAUAUAAAAAUAUUUCUCACCAAUAUUUUGGUUACAAAACAUGAAACUGAAAAUGAAAGAGCUAAAGUACUAAUGCAAUUAUGCAAGUUAAAUCUGAUAACAGACAUCCAAUCAGUGUUUUAAAUUUUAAAAAGAAUCUUUGUGAGAUACUACCUGCUAAGCAAUGGCUGUUAGAGAAUAGUUUAAAAGCUCAAGGUUUAUCAUUUUACCAGAUUCUUAGUCCUAAUGCAUUUUCUUAUGCACACUCCUAUAUUCGUUCAAUUGACAAGGAAGUCAAAUCAGUUGUGCAUCAUCAGAGUAUGAUUCAAGUUGAGUGGUUUGAUGGUAGAAUAAAGAAUGUUCAUGUCGAUCCUGCCGUUUUAAGCAAUUAUCUCCAUCAGUUGUCUAAUACUAUCUCCAUCUACAAAAAGCAGUUUUCAUUAAUGACUAAAAGUAGUUGGCAAUUAUUUGGAAACAUUUUUGAGUCAAAUAUUACUGUUAUUAUUGAUUUAUCUGAAGAAGCAAGUUAUUGUUUGCAUUUUCUUUUGACAUCAUUAAAAUUGCUAUUUGAAGAACAACUUCUUCACAAAAGUUCUUUCAAGGUUAUUUGCUGUAAUCCAAAAUUAGAUUGUUUUGAGUCAUAUUUUGUUGAUGAAAAUUCUAUCAAUCAAUGCUGGAAUUGGUUGCUCUCAUUAUCAUGUGGUGGUAUGCGAAAAAUUUUUCCGGCUUUAAAGUGUGCUUUUAAAUCUAUGACUAUUGAUAACUCCAGUUUAUACUUGAUUUCACUUGGACAAUUUUAUGAUAACAUGGAUCCACUUGUCAGUUAUAUUGAAGAAGCCAUGUUGAUCUCAUCAUUUUCUAUAAAUUGUGUUUAUUUACAACCCCCUGAUUCAAUAAUUGUACAUGAUAGAUUUGAUGACCCUUUGUGUAUUUCAAAAAAACUUAAAGCAAUCAAUGAGGCUGGAAAUGGAAAGUUUCACUGGAGUUUUAAAUCUGAUGUAGUUGAGAAUGAAGACUUAAGAUUGCUGGCAUCUGAGAUGAACAAAGCAGGGUUGUAUAUAAAUAAAACAGAAAUUUUAUUGGAAAAAUUUCAUUUAAAAUGCAGACAAAAAAAAGAAAGAAAGAUAACUGAAAAGUAAUUUUCAGUGAAAAAAAGAAGCUAUUGAUGGAAUUGAAAGUGACUGAAGUUAUCAGACUAAUAAAAAUUCUAAAUUUUUUAUUAUUAAAAAAAAAAACUUUUUAAAUUUUUUAUUGUGAUUUUUAAUGUAAUUUUAAUUUUCAUAAAUAUUUUUAAAGAUGAUAUUUACUUAGAUUUUAAUGUAUAUAAUUGUAAUGUUAAAUAAAUUUCAAAAUAUAGAUUUUUAUUGUUAAACAACUCUUUGAUUGUAGACUUGUAUGAGUAU